Molecule: messenger RNA, 1896 nt
Organism: Rhododendron vialii
Lineage: Eukaryota; Viridiplantae; Streptophyta; Magnoliopsida; Ericales; Ericaceae
Product: 2,3-bisphosphoglycerate-dependent phosphoglycerate mutase 1-like
Exons: 8
Coding region: 210-1298 (362 amino acids)
Biological process (GO): glycolytic process
Molecular function (GO): intramolecular phosphotransferase activity
Source: RefSeq, a predicted model, not a curated record
UUUGGAUAGCUCAAAUGCCAUGACUUCUGCUUUGUUGGUGCUCUUUGUCGAUUUCUCACGGCUAAUUUGAAAACGCCACCCGUUGGCGUAACAUCGAAUCUCUCUGGCGAUCGAUCAACUUAGAUGUUCAAACCCAAUUGCAGACCCAACCCUCUGUAUGUUCCAUCCAUCAUUGUCCUCAAAUUCAAGACAGAAAAAAUAUUACUAGGAUGUCCACUGGCUCACUACAUGUAGCCACCGGAACUACCAGUGUCUGGGUAUUUGGCAAUGAUUCUAGAGCUUGUUAUGGAUUUGAGAAUUCUGGUAUGAGAUUCUUGUCAACGGAAUUAAGGGUUCUCUUGGUUCCUAAAAUCAAUUGGAAACCCGUUGCAUCAUACCCACAGGUUCAUUUAAGAUUGCUGAGAAACGGAGUUAUUAGCUCAUGCCGGUUUAAAUUCCAUACAACUGAGGCAUCAUCUGUACACUCUGCAUCCGUAGAUUCAAUCUUUUCCUCCUUACAUGGCUCCACAGAAGAUCCAGGGAAGAUUUCAGAUGAGUCUACUUUGAUCUUAAUUCGACAUGGUGAAUCAUUGUGGAAUGAGAAGAACCUGUUCUCUGGAUGUGUUGAUGUGCCGUUGACUAAUAAAGGCAUCGAAGAAGCAAUUGAAGCUGGUAAAAGAAUUAGAAAUCUACCUAUUGACAUUAUUUACACAUCUGCAUUGAUUCGUGCUCAAAUGACUGCUAUGCUGGCAUUGACCCAACACCGCUGCUAUAAGGUUCCCAUAAUUGUACAUGAUGAGAGUGAAGAGUCCAGAAUGUGGAGUCAGAUCCAUAGCGAAAAUACCAAGAAGCAAUCCAUUCCGGUUGUAAAGGCUUGGCAAUUAAAUGAAAGAAGGUAUGGGGAGUUACAAGGUUUUAACAAACAGGAGACAGCUGAAAGAUAUGGAAAAAAGCAAGUUCAUGAAUGGCGGAGAAGUUACAGUACUUGCCCUCCUAAUGGUGAAAGUUUGGAAAUGACAUCUCGAAGAGCUGUUGCUUAUUUCAGAGAGCAUAUUGAACCCCAACUUUUGUCGGGAAAGCAUGUAAUGGUUGCUGCCCAUGCGAAUUCACUGAGGGCCAUUAUUAUGUACCUUGACAAUUUAACUUCUCAGGAGGUUAUUGACUUAGAACUGUCAAAUGGGGUACCAAUGCUCUACGUAUGUAAAGAGGGAAAAAUUAUCAGGAGGGGAAGUCCUCUAGGAUCAACAGAGGCUGGCGUCUAUGCUUAUACUUGGGAUUUGGCCCUCUACAGGCAAAAACUAGACGAAAUGUCCCUUUGAAGUGUCUAAAUUUGAGGCGAGCUCCAUUUUAAAGCUUCUUGCUUGACUUUAUGCAACGAUCCUUCGUAAUUUGCUACAGUAUCGUCAUAUUAUGCUUUGCACCAGAACAGAUGAAACGAAGAGCCAGGAAAGGAUGCAGAUGGUGAGCAAUUGUAGAGUUAUUUUUUUCGGGAUUUUCUUUAUAACCCAGUUUUCAAGCCAACUUCUUGCACCUCUACUAGUCCUGGGGCUUUAAGUUAACGAUCAGCAAACCUCCAGUUGCCCCAAGGGUUUUUAUUUGGAUGAUCUUCACAUAAGAUUAUGCAAGGUCCAUGUCCAUAGCACAAAAGAAUGUGUUCCGUGAAAAAGUCUUUAUUAACCUUGGUCCCUGAUAGCCAGAAACCAAAUAGAAGAUUGAGUAGGAAAGAAGAAUAACUCCUCCAUCUACGCAAGAAAACCAGCAAUACCAAAUGUGUAGCCUAUUCCCGCAGAACUUUCAUAGUCGUAGCUUUAUUUUCUUUAGCAUAUGAACGUUUUGUAACCACCUUAUGUUAUUCCCUUGGCAUUCCUUCAACUCUUGUGCCAAUGAAGAAAAAGCAGAAUUAUUUUUACCCAAAAA